This is a messenger RNA of Sciurus carolinensis (gray squirrel), 2637 nucleotides long. RefSeq names its product receptor transporter protein 3 (gene Rtp3). Gene Ontology annotation, cellular component: cytoplasm. Gene Ontology annotation, biological process: protein targeting to membrane; detection of chemical stimulus involved in sensory perception of bitter taste; protein insertion into membrane. The transcript is spliced from 2 exons. The record is from RefSeq and is a predicted model, not a curated record. Gene Ontology annotation, molecular function: olfactory receptor binding. The coding region runs from base 600 to 2249 and encodes 549 amino acids. Lineage: Eukaryota; Metazoa; Chordata; Mammalia; Rodentia; Sciuridae.
AAAGGGUGAAAGAUUGGGCUUGGGAUCUCCAUUCUCCCAUUCAUGCUAGGAAACUGGAGGCCUCUGAGUGUCUGCAAAACACCCAUUUCACUGUAACCGGUCAUGAGCAAGGACCUAGAGGACAUGGAACAAUGAUGUCGGGAUCCCUGUGAGGUCCCACGAUGGCCAUGUCCUCCUUCUCUGUGUCUGUCCUCCUGGAGCAUGAACACAGCCACCCAGUGUUUAAGGAUUUCCAAAUGUCAGGACUGAGAAGAGCAACUGUGACCUCUGUCCACCAUCACAGGAGCUCCAGGCUGAAGGUAGGUUGUCAACAGAGCCAGACUGAGAGCCACUCCUGAGGUGGAAUCCAGAGCUGUCGCCUUUGGUAAUAUUUUGAUAGAUAAAACCAUGAACCCUGUGUCUUUUGAAAUGCCCUGCCGAGUCUGCUGCCAUUCUCUGAACUUGGAAACUGGCUCAACUGACCUUUGCCCCUGGGGCAGAGAUCUGUCCCAUGGUCCCAAUCCAGGUCUUCACAGGGAGAGACGAUCUGAGGUGGACAGUUUCACCUCCUGCUGCACACCUGUCAGGGCCUAGGAGACCCCAACCCGCCCAGGCACACCAUGGCGGAAGAGACAGGUCAGGACAUAGAGGCGUGGAGGCAAGUAUUCCAGAUGUUAAUUCAGGAGGUGAAACCAUGGCACAAAUGGACCCUCACACCAGACAAGGGCCUCCUUCCCAACGUCCUGCAGCCGGGCUGGAUGCAAUACCAGCUGUGGACCUUCGCCAGGUUCUGGUGUUCCUCCUGCUCCCGCAGUUGGGCCUCUGCCCACGUCCAGGUCCUUUUCCACAUGCACUGGAGUGAGGGGAAGUCCAGGGGCCAGGUGAAGAUGAGGGUCUUUGCCCAGAGAUGUAAGAAGUGCUCCCAGCCUCCAUUUGAGGUUCCUGAGUUCACACAGGAGAACAUCACAAGGGUCCUGAACAACCUGGUGAUCCAAAUCCUGAAGAAAUGCUACAGAGAAGGAUUUAAGUUGGUCAAGGAGAUUCCUGCUAUCAAGAAGAUCUGUCUUCAAGGGCCACAUGAUAGUAAAAACUGUGAGGCCUGUCUGCUGGGCUUUUGUGCUCAGAGUGGGUUAGAUCUGGCCAAGCAGUCGUCAGUGCCCACACCCUCCAAGGACACUGGGGAACGCAGGCUCACUGCUACUUGGACCAGUCAACCCUGCUCAAAACCAACCUCCAAAGUGGAUAAGCUCCUUAUAUCAACAGUGAGUUCUGAAGUCCCUAACCCUCCCAGGACUGAUCCCAAGGUCAAACACAGCUCAAAACCAUCAACUGCUCCAAGAUUUCUAACCCAACAGGUACCACCCAUGUCAACAAUGAGCCCCAGAGUCCCUAACCCUCCCAAGGCUGACCCCAAGGUCAGACACAGCUCAGAAUCAUCAACUGCUCCAAGAUUUCUAACCCAACAGGUACCACCCACGUCAACAAUGAGCCCCAGAGUCCCAAACCCUCCCAAGGCUGACCCCAAGGUCAGACACAGCUCAGAAUCAUCAACUGCUCCAAGAUUUCUAACCCAACAGGUACCACCCAUGUCAACAGUGAGCCCCAGAGUCCCUAACCCUCCCAAGGCUGACCCCAAGGUCAGACACAGCUCAGAACCAUCAACUGCUCCAAGAUUUCUAACCCAACAGGUGCCACCCAUGUCAACAGUGAGCCCCAGAGUCCCUAACCCUCCCAAGGCUGACCCCAAGGUCAGACACAGCUCAGAACCAUCAACUGCUCCAAGAUUUCUAACCCAACAGGUGCCACCCAUGUCAACAGUGAGCCCCAGAGUCCCUAACCCUCCCAAGGCUGACCCCAAGGUCAGACACAGCUCAGAACCAUCAACUGCUCCAAGUAUUCCAAUCCAAUGGGUGCCCACAAUAAGCUCACUUGCCCCUGGGCUGGCCACUCAAAUGCCUUCUCCCACAAAGAGCAGCACAGCAGCAGAUGCAGCAAACAGGGUCACCAGACCAAAGACAGGAAAGACAUUGCCCUCCUCCCUCUUGCUUGAUGGGGCUACAAGGACAGCAAGCCUCCCCACUUCCCGGAGCCCAGCAACAGACGCCAUUUGUCAGGUGGAGAGGAGAGUCCAGAUCUACCCCUCAAGUGAGCGGUUCUAUUUCUGCCCGUUCCAGAAUCGCACACCAGAGUGCUUGAGCACUUGCUGCUGUUGUCUCCUUCUGAUCAUUGUUGUCAUUGUCACGGUGAUUAUGGUAAAGCUUCCCAUAUGAGCCUCAAAAACAUGACACUAAGUGAAAAAAAUAUUAAAACCUGGACAGAAAAAGUCACAUAUUCUAUGAUCCCACUGAUAUGAAAUGUCCAGAAAAUCUACAGACAGGAAGCAGAUGGGUGUCUACCGAGGCCUGCAGGAAGGAGGAAACCGGAAGCAAGUUCUAAAUCCAUAUGGGGGUUUGUUUGAGCAGGAGUGAUGAAUCUGUGUUGGAAUGAGGUGGAGCUGGGGGUUGCACAACAGUACCAAUGCACUAAAAGCCAUUGAAUUGUUCACUUCAAAAAGGUUAAUUUUGGGCUGGGAAUAUAGCUCAGUUGGUAGAGUGUGUGCCUCACAUGCACAAGGCCCUGGGUUCCAUUCCCGACACCACAAAAAAUAAAAAAAGGUUA